This is a messenger RNA of Phaeodactylum tricornutum CCAP 1055/1, 936 nucleotides long. RefSeq lists its product with no specific name. The record is from RefSeq and is a predicted model, not a curated record. Lineage: Eukaryota; Bacillariophyta; Bacillariophyceae; Surirellales; Neidiaceae. The transcript has a single exon. The coding region runs from base 1 to 936 and encodes 311 amino acids.
AUGAGCUCCAUUCGCGACGACAGCAACACCAAGGGCAUGACGGAGACCAUCCGGAAUAGUGAGAAUCCGUCGUUGGCUCGGCAGCCGACAAACACGCGCAGCGUCCUCUCCACCCGUUCCACGGAAGUUCUCAAGGACGGAACCGGAAUUAGCGACAGUCUUUCCAACGCAGCGGACGCGUUACCACCUCCCACGACUCGUUCCCGGACGUUGUGGGAAAAGCAGCCCUACAUGCUGGCGUACGGCGCCGCCAUUUCCAUCUUUUCCCCCACCGCCACGGCGUAUCAACUCUGCAAACUCUACAAAAUUCGACCCGCAACGUCGCAGCUAGUCCGCUUGAGCAUUUCCAUUUUCCCGCACCAAACCAUCCUCAAAACGUUGCAGAUGAACGUUUCCACGCCCGUCAAGGAGCACCUCAAUCCGUGGGCGGCGUUUGCCGUCGUCGGUGUGUUGCAGGGCGGGGUCUAUGGACAGGCCAACGUCAGCUUUGCCAACGCUUUGAAAGUAGGCAAGGUAGCUUCCAUGGCGGGAGUCUUUCGGGGAGUCGGCUUUGCCGGCGUCCGCGACACCAUUUCACAAGGUGUGCCCUUUAUGUGUUCGCGCUGGAUCCGCGAACAUACCUUGGAUCAAUGGUUCCCCACCAGCGCGGAUGCCGAAGAGGACGCGACCAUGCGGGGAGUCAAGCAGUGGACGUCCGUUAUUUCGACCUCCAUUGUGGCCACCUACAUGAGUCAAGGAUUGCACAACUGCCAAACCACCAUGCAGGCGGAUCAGAGCUUGUCCUACGUUCAAGCCGUCCGGAAAGUGUUUACUCAACACGGCACUAUGGGAUUAGUCCGUGGUGGGGAAGCUCGUGUCGGACUCCUGUUGAUUGUCAAUAUUUUGAACGAACUCUUACUCAAACCCGCGUGGGCACCCGUGCCCAUUGAGUCCUAA